AUGGCACCACCAUCGCCCUCGUACACCAAGGUCACUCACUCCGCCACAUAUGCUGGCAUCAAUCCAACUCAGCCCGGCCUCUCCACUGCGGGCAAGGUUGUGUUGAUCACUGGCGCAUCUGGCGGUAUCGGCCGGGCCACAGCCUCAUCCUUUGCUGCAUCGGGUCCCCGAGCCCUCAUCCUUCUCGGUCGACGCGCCGACGCCCUGGCGGAAACCGCCACCAUUGUCCGCACAAGUCACGCAGAGGUGACGAUCCAAACUCACCAGGCUGAGCUGUGCGAUGCUUCGAGCGUCCGGAAUGCCAUGAACAACGUGGCCGCCGAGUUUGGGGGCAUCGACAUCCUCGUUCACUGUGCCGGCGUCCUGGCCCCCGUUGUUCCGCUUCUGGAAGCUGACCCGGCUACUUUUCUGGACGGCUACAAGACUACCGUUGUCGGUUCGCUGGUGACGGCACAGGCUGUUGUCCUGGCAAACAAGACAGUUAGCCCCAACGAGGACAAGCUAGUCACCUUGAUAAAUCUAACCACGGCCGGCAUCAUAUUCCCACCGUUCGCCGGCAUGGGUGCCUAUGUGAGCAGUAAAAUGGCCGCCGUCAAGAUCUUACAGUCCUUCGCCGUCGAGAACCCGCAAGUGCGUCUUCACAAUGUGCAUCCCGGAUUCCUCCAAACAGCUAUGUCUGCGAAGUUGUCAGAGUCGAUCAAACUGCCAUUUGCCUUUGAUGACAUUGCUAAAGAUCAUUAUUUCGCAGUGUCUCUUCCCGCCGAUUUCCUUGUCUGGAUUGUCUCCCCCGAAGCAGAAUUUCUUAAAAACAAGAUCGUCUUCGCUUCUUGGGACGUUGAUGAGCUCAAGGCUCGCAGGAAGGAGAUUGUCGGUGGCCCGCCGGGAACUGGUGAGCUCUGGCUCGGCUACCAAGGAUUUCCACGAUUC
This is a messenger RNA of Penicillium canariense, 927 nucleotides long. Its product is annotated as SDR family NAD(P)-dependent oxidoreductase. Gene Ontology annotation, molecular function: oxidoreductase activity. The transcript has 2 exons. Gene Ontology annotation, cellular component: cytosol. NCBI's taxonomy places the organism in Eukaryota, Fungi, Ascomycota, Eurotiomycetes, Eurotiales, Aspergillaceae. The annotation marks the transcript as partial. The record is from RefSeq and is a predicted model, not a curated record.